UAAGUAUAAAUCCAGCUGUGGCUUGGAGAGGGCAUCAUAUUACAGUUGGUGUGGAGAGAAAAACAAGCUGACAAGACGAGUGAGAACAUUCAACUUGUCCGUAGUCAUCUGAUGUCGCUAUUCUCCUCCACAGUAAAGAUGCUGUGGACUCUGUUGCUCCUCUCUCUGAUUGAUUUCACAGGAGGCACAUACUUAAAUGACAAUGGCACAGCUAUCUGCAACAACACAGCAAACAGCACACUGAAAGGGAACACAACUCAGUCAUCAAGCUACAGUGAUGGAAAAAUCACAUUGUACUCUGACAGAGCUAUUGAUGGGAAUAUGACGACUUGUGCUCACACCUCUGAGAUGGUCAACUCCUGGUGGAGAAUUGACCUGCUGGGUGUCUACAAUAUUUCCUGUAUCGCUAUCUACAACAAGAAUCAUGGCAAUGCUAAUAUAAAGGGUUCUCAGAUCUUCAUUGGGAACUCUCGUGAGAUCCCUCCUCUCAUGAGCACUGACACCAACACGCAUGUAAAGAUCACGAAAUUCACAAUGGGCAGUUACAAUUGCUUUAAUUUUAAUGGAGAAGCGGUGGGACGCUAUGUGACUGUGUUAACACCAGGAUCACAUUUUACAGUUCUGUGUGACGUGAAGAUCUGGGGCAGCUUAAAAGAAUCACCUUUUGUACUGAUCAACCAGAGUAAGACGUGGGAAGAGGCCCUGCACUACUGCAGGGACAAUGACAUGGACCUGGCUUCCAUCCUUGAUGAAAAGGACCAGGUCUGGGCUGAGCUGGAGGCCAAAAAGGCCAACAGUCCCCAUGUGUGGCUGGGCCUACGCUAUACCUGCACCCUGGACUUCUGGUUCUGGAUUGAAGAUCAUGACUUAAACUACAAUUGCUUCAAAGGCGAAAAAGUCAAUGAGUGCGGCAUGAGUGUUGCCAUGGACGUAAAAGGGGAACAUUUCUGGUCCAGCAAGCCUGACACUGAGAAAUUUAAUUUCAUCUGUACAAAGAAAGAGAAUUGAAGGUUUUGUUUUGCUGGUCCUUUAAUUUGGACAUGUGGCAAUGGCAGCAUUGUUGUGUUGUGAUGAAUUCUCCUCUAAUAUGUGUCUUGGGUGUUGGGUCCAGGCAGCAGCUGUCCAGAUAAAAGAGAUGGGAUAAAGCAAAGAGCUGUUCUUCUCUCACCUGAAGCAUAAACUGAUAUAAAUAAAUAAAUAAAUAAAAAACUGUUUGCUGUUUUAAUAACUGCAAGUUUGUUAAGACUUUUGCUCCCACUAUUUUGAAAUGUAAUCACUGAUGUUAGGUUAUUAAGAAAAGUUUUUUAUUCUACUCAUGAAAAUGGAUCAUUGGCAUUUGAACCGGCUAUCCACAUGUUGUUGAUUAAUUCUGAUAUGAAAAAACAUACUAAUUCAGAAAUGUUUGUGAUGUAUCUCAAAUUUACAGAAAUGGAAAAUUGCUCUUCAUAUUAAAUACAUUUAUGUAUUUUGUAUACCUUAGCUGAUAUAAAACACUCUGAUUUACAGCCUUCAUUAUUUAUUUUUGUUUGAAUUGCAUUUUCUGUGUGUUUUAUUUCCUCUGAAUGUAUAGAAAAUACAUUACCUAUAUUAAGCUCGGCUUAUAUUCAUGUGUGGGUUGACUUGGGCACUGUGAAGACAAAUUUGCCUUUCUCGGUGCAUGUUUUUGUUAUGUCAAUAUCGAGUUAAAUAAA
Messenger RNA from Seriola dumerili (greater amberjack), 1691 nucleotides. Its product is annotated as fucolectin-5-like. NCBI's taxonomy places the organism in Eukaryota, Metazoa, Chordata, Actinopteri, Carangiformes, Carangidae. The record is from RefSeq and is a predicted model, not a curated record. The coding region runs from base 112 to 1008 and encodes 298 amino acids. The transcript has 6 exons.